Dalotia coriaria is the source of this 1678-nucleotide messenger RNA. It is a transcript of the gene stck, whose product is annotated as LIM zinc finger domain containing stck. Gene Ontology annotation, cellular component: cell-cell junction; focal adhesion; cytoplasm. The record is from RefSeq and is a predicted model, not a curated record. Gene Ontology annotation, biological process: cell-cell adhesion; cell-cell junction organization; positive regulation of integrin-mediated signaling pathway. Lineage: Eukaryota; Metazoa; Arthropoda; Insecta; Coleoptera; Staphylinidae. The transcript is spliced from 4 exons. Bases 161 to 1348 code for a protein of 395 amino acids.
UCCCUGAAACACCUCCUUUUAUACCACCAGCAGCAGUUUAUCACUUUGUGUGGUUAAUGAUAAGAGAAUUUACAGUGUGAUAACACUAAAAAUCAAAUAUAAAAUGCUUUUACAUUAGUUUGACUUCCAACUGUGGUACAAGCAUAAUAAUUCAAUUAACAUGCACAAGUUUCCCAUUGAAGAGCACAAUCAUGUGCAUGAUCAUGACAAGUCUCCAGAUGUGCCUGAUCUGCAACCAUUAUCAUCCAGUUCACUCUUCAAUAGAAGACAGGAUUAUGAUCCUAAUUUUACCAUCACAGCUAAGAUGCAAAUGCAUGAAUUAUUAGAAAAUGUUACCGCUGCGAUGUCCAUGGACAACAUGCUCUGCUCCCGCUGCGGCGACGGUUUCCAAUCCAACGAGAAAAUCGUCAAUUCCUCGGGGGAAUUGUGGCAUCAGGAUUGUUUCGUGUGCGCGCAAUGCUUUCAGGUCUUCAAAGAUGGCACCUUCUACGAAUUCGAGAAUCGUAAAUACUGCGAGCAUGAUUUCCAGGUGCUCUUCGCGCCUUGCUGCGGAAAAUGCGGCGAGUUCGUCAUUGGGCGUGUCAUCAAAGCGAUGAACCUCAACUGGCACCCGGCGUGCUUCCGGUGCGAAUCGUGCCAUAUUGAAUUGGCCGAUUUGGGUUUUAUUAAGAACAACGGACGGGCGUUGUGUCAUGAGUGCAACGCCAAGAUUAAAGCGCAGGGAUUGGGGAGAUACAUUUGCCAUAAAUGCCAUGGGUUGAUUGAUGACCAACCAUUGAAAUUCCGCGGGGAAUUAUACCAUCCCUAUCAUUUCAACUGCACAGCAUGUGGAAUUGAACUGGAUGCAAGCGCUAGAGAGGUUCGUGGACGUCCCGGAUACGCCGCGAAUGAAAUGAACGAGUUGUACUGCUUACGUUGUCAUGAUAAGAUGGGAAUACCAAUCUGUGGCGCAUGUCGACGUCCGAUUGAGGAGCGCGUUGUUACCGCUUUGGGUAAACAAUGGCAUGUGGAGCACUUUGUGUGCGCCAAGUGCGAGAAGCCAUUUUUCGGGCAUCGCCAUUACGAAAAGAAAGGACUCGCUUAUUGCGAGAUUCAUUAUCAUCAACUCUUCGGCAAUCUUUGCUUUGUGUGCAAUCAAGUGAUUGCUGGUGAUGCUUUUACAACUUGGAAUAAAGCAUGGUGUCAACACCACUUCGCAUGCUCCAUGUGCGAUCAAAAAAUGAGCCAAAAGACGAAAUUCUACGAGUUUGACUUGAAACCCGUAUGCAAGAAGUGCUAUGAUAAAUUCCCGCAGGAAUUACGGCGUCGUUUGACCAGGCAGCAUGCGGCUGCACAACAAAAGAAUUGAUUUUGAUGAUAUAACCUAACUUAUGCACUAUUUACGUGCCUUUAAAGUGCCUAUAACUUAACUGUGCUAACCAUAACAUGCCUUCGAUGUUACUACUUAAUAUUUUUCGGAUAUAGUCGACUAAUUUGCCAAAUUUUAUAUAGAAAUAUUAAUAAUCGUAUUAAUUGUUUUUACACUUAAUUCUAGUUUAAGUGCGGUUAGUUUUGCCAUAAUAAUAAUAUUUACACCUAGGAUGUUUUUAAAAUUAAUACGAUUUGUAUUUGUCUAUUUAUUAUUAUGUAUUCGCUUCGAUUGUAAAGAAAUUUUGAGAAAAUAUAGACAUUAACGUAA